This is a messenger RNA of Macadamia integrifolia, 920 nucleotides long. Its product is annotated as heavy metal-associated isoprenylated plant protein 39-like. Gene Ontology annotation, molecular function: metal ion binding. Lineage: Eukaryota; Viridiplantae; Streptophyta; Magnoliopsida; Proteales; Proteaceae. The record is from RefSeq and is a predicted model, not a curated record. The transcript has 3 exons. The coding region runs from base 260 to 610 and encodes 116 amino acids.
CUCAAUCUCUCUUUUCUUCCAAUAGCUUUCACUUCGAGUAAAUUCCAAACGUGAAUCAAACACCUUACAAGAAUGAUUCUCAUACGAGGACCUGAUCCAAAGUCUAUAUAGCUCCUCUCUUUUUUAUUCAUGGAAGCAUAGCUACGCACACAGUUGACAUUAAUCUUGGUCUCUCUUUCAUUCCUUUUGGUGUUCCUUCUUCUUGUGUUUGCUGCUUGCUUGUCUUGCCGGUCAAAUAUUUGAAACUCAGAGAGAUCAAAUGAAGAAAGUGGUGGUGAAGGUAGAAAUAUAUGACACCAAAAACAAAAAAAAGGCUAUGAAGGCAGUCUCUUCCGUUUCAGGAAUUAAUUCCAUCGCCAUGGACAUGAAUGAGAAGAAAAUGACAGUGAUCGGAGAAGUGGAUCCUGUAGACAUCGUGGGAAAAUUACGCAAGUUUUGGCACACGGAAAUAGACUCUGUUGGGCCACCGGAAGAGCCUAAAGAGCCUGAGCCUGAGAAGGGGGAUGCCACAGAUUACAUCGGUGCUUAUAAUUAUCCCUAUAGGACAAGACUCUACUAUCUGGAUAAUGUCGCAGAAAAGAACCCCAACGCUUCUUGUAUUAUCUCUUAACUGGGAGGAUUCAUUUGAAGCUCCUUUAUACAGUUGGGGUCCUGGGAUAUGGUGGGUUGUGGUUGAUUCCUCUCCACUGUUUUUUCAAGGGUAUGCGAUGUGAAUAAAUAAAAUUUUGAAGUAUAAGCGUUUGUUAGGGAUAGGAUUCCUCUCCAUUGAGACAGGACCAGAGAGUGAUCCCGGGUGAUCUUAGGAUAUGUGCUGAGGUCUUUUCAGAUGUUGGAUCUCUCUCUAGUCCUUGGUUUCUAUGGAGAAGAGCCGGAUCAUGUCUGUUAGUGUUCACCCUUUAGUUAAAUAGCAAUUACAUGAA